AUGGCACAAGGGAAGACGGUCACUGUACUCCCGAGGAAUUUCCAUCAUCCCUACACACCUUAUGAAAUUCAGCUGCAGUUUAUGAAUGCGGUCUAUAGCUGCCUCGAAGAUGGCAAGGUUGCAAUACUUGAGUCGCCAACCGGGACUGGGAAAUCUUUGAGUCUAAUAUGUGGAUCCUUGACCUGGCUGCGCAAUCAUAAGCGCAAGGAGUUCGAGGAAGACGAGAGCACAGCGAAUGAUGAAAAUGAACCGUCUUGGAUUGUUGAAUAUGCCCAGAGGCGGAGGCGCGAAGCUGCUGCUCAGAAAUUGUCAGAUCUCAAAGAAAGACUUGACAAAAUCCGCGAAGGUGAAAGAAGGCAAUUAUUGGAGUACCAGCAUGGUGAAAUCGUACGCAAGAAAAGGAAAAUAGAAUCCACCCAACACACUGCGGAUACCGAACCUGAAGCACGAUUUGCUCUAGACGACUAUGAAAGCGAUGAGGAAAAUGGGAAAACUAAUCCAGUACAAAUUCAAAACUCGGAGACUGGCUUUUCUGCAACCACGCAGGAAUUGAUGAAGAGACUUGGUAUGCCAAUCGGCGAAAAGAGGCUAGAUGAAGAGGAUGUUGAUGAUGGACCUAAGAUAUACUUUUGCUCAAGAACUCAUUCGCAACUAACCCAAUUUGCGGAAGAGUUACGAAGGGUGAAGUUACCAGCUGGAAUUCCGCCUGAGCCUAAUUCUGAAUCGGCUUCUGCAAAUAAAAAUCAGGUGGAAUUAGAGGAGGAAGUUCGUCACCUCACUCUCGGCUCGCGAAGGAACCUAUGCAUCAAUCCAGCUGUCUCAAAGCUGCGAAGCCCCACUGCGAUCAAUGAGAAAUGUUUGGAUUUGCAACAGCCUGGCGCGUCAAAAUGUCCAUUCUUGCCAACGAAAGAAGAUCAAGUCUUGGUACACGAGUUUCGCGAUCAUGUCAUGGCCAACGUUCGGGACAUUGAAGACAUGGGUGUACUCGGUAAAAAGCUGGGUAUCUGCCCUUAUUAUGCGUCCCGAUCAUCAAUUCCGCCGAGCGAGAUUAUAACGCUGCCUUAUCCGUUAUUGCUGCAGAAAUCUGCCAGAGAAUCUCUUGACAUUAAUUUGAAAGGCAACGUUGUAAUCAUCGAUGAAGCACACAACCUCAUGGAUGCGAUCAGCGCGAUAUAUUCUACAACCAUAUCGCAUAGCGUGCUAAAACGGGCUCGAACACAGCUUGCAAUUUACCUACAGAAAUUUCGAAACAGACUAAAGGGAAAGAAUAGAGUCUAUGUCACUCAAGUUGUGCGACUGAUGGACUCUAUCACGGUAUGUCUCGAGAAAAAAGAUGCUACUCUCACUGGCCAAGACGGUAUUGCUCAGCUCAGCGACUUGAUGGCCGGCAAGGGCACGGACCAAAUCAACUUGUACAAAUUAGUCCAUUACCUACAUGAGAGCAAAUUGGCUCGUAAGGUCGAUGGUUACACUUCGCAUGAACAGCAGCAGGCGGGCCAUGUAGAAUCCAAGCACCUGGCAUCAUCUCGAGAGCCCUCUAAAGGCUCCCGUGCAACAGAUAUGGAAAGGGCCAUGCCAGCUCUGAGUCAGUUUCAAGCCUUCUUAUUAGCGUUGACAAAUCCUUCUGGGGAAGGACGGAUUUUCUUCAUCAGAACAGAAGAUGGCGAGCCUUCCUUUAGGUAUAUGUUGUUAGACCCCACACAUCAUUUUAGAGAGGUUGUGGAGGAGGCGAGAGCAGUCAUCUUGGCGGGUGGGACAAUGUCACCGAUGAGUGAUUACAUGAACCAUCUGUUCAACUAUCUUCCCAAGGAACGUCUAGAAACACUCUCUUGCGGCCAUGUUAUCCCCUCUGAAAACUUGGUUGCAUGGCCAGUUGCCAAGGGGCCUUCCGGCCUCGAAUUUGACUUUACAUUCGAAAAGAGAAAGGAAGAUAAUGUGAUUGAUGAAUUGGGCCGUGCAAUCUUAAAUCUUUGCCUGGUAAUUCCAGACGGCGUGGUAGCAUUUUUCCCGAGCUAUGCAUACCUUGAAAGUGUCAUUCAACGGUGGCAGAAGCAGAUUGGCGCGAACAAAUCUAUUUGGGAAAGAUUGUCGGCGCGCAAAGAAGUCUUCACUGAAUCUAAAGGGAGUGCUAGUGUUGACGAGGUCCUGCAGAGCUAUUCUACAUCUAUUACAAAUGGCAGAGGAGGUCUCCUCUUUUCAGUUGUCGGUGGUAAAUUGUCCGAGGGAAUCAAUUUCUCUGAUAGAUUAGGACGAGGUGUCAUUGCGGUCGGUCUCCCAUUUCCAAAUGCGCAUAGUGCCGAGUGGAAAGCCAAGCUUGAGUAUGUUCAACAAUCCGCCUUGCAGAGGGGGGAGAGUAAGGAACAAGCCAAACUGGCAGCAAGGGAAGUAUAUGAGAAUGCUUGCAUGCGCGCUGUCAAUCAGAGUAUUGGCAGGGCGAUUCGUCAUAAAAAUGACUAUGCUGCCAUAGUCCUUCUGGACAAGCGGUUCAAUUUGGAUAGGAUACAAGGUAAACUGCCCGGCUGGAUACGAGAAGGUCUAAUUCAAGAUGGAAUCUCAAAGCCUUUUAACACGUUGAUGAGCAGCGUGUCAACAUUUUUUAGAUCAAAGAAAAUCUAA
Xylona heveae TC161 is the source of this 2616-nucleotide messenger RNA. RefSeq names its product ATP-dependent RNA helicase CHL1. Lineage: Eukaryota; Fungi; Ascomycota; Xylonomycetes; Xylonales; Xylonaceae. Gene Ontology annotation, cellular component: nucleus. The record is from RefSeq and is a predicted model, not a curated record. Gene Ontology annotation, molecular function: DNA helicase activity; hydrolase activity, acting on acid anhydrides, in phosphorus-containing anhydrides; DNA binding. The transcript is spliced from 8 exons. Gene Ontology annotation, biological process: establishment of sister chromatid cohesion; nucleobase-containing compound metabolic process. Bases 1 to 2616 code for a protein of 871 amino acids.